Gossypium raimondii (Peruvian cotton) is the source of this 1887-nucleotide messenger RNA. RefSeq names its product F-box/LRR-repeat protein At5g63520. The transcript is spliced from 10 exons. Gene Ontology annotation, biological process: protein polyubiquitination; positive regulation of proteasomal ubiquitin-dependent protein catabolic process. Gene Ontology annotation, molecular function: protein binding. The coding region runs from base 85 to 1680 and encodes 531 amino acids. Lineage: Eukaryota; Viridiplantae; Streptophyta; Magnoliopsida; Malvales; Malvaceae. The record is from RefSeq and is a predicted model, not a curated record.
GAAAUAAAGUCGAAUGAAACUGAAGCCCAGAAAACAAGAAAGACUUGAAAAGAGCUGUUGAGUGUUCCUUUGCUUAAGCCUUCAAUGGCGAAUAAGAACCGAUCAUCACCUUCUUCAGCAACACCCAAACUGAUGGAAGUCAGUGGGUUUUCUCUAAUGAACGAGGAUCUUCUUCGAAACAUACUUUCAAGGCUACCUGCCAUCUCUUUCGCUUCCGCUGCCACCGUCUCUAAGACUUGGAACGCUGCUUGCUGUCACAUCCUCUCGCGCCCUAAGCUCUCCUCCGCCAUCUCCCUCAAGCCUUUGCCUCUUGUUGCUUUACAAGAAGUUUUUGACAAGGUUAUGUCAGAACCAAUUCGACCUCAUUUUGCUAUUGCAAGUGUUGGUCCUGGGUUUGAAAUCAAAGAUGUUCUGCAAUUUAUGGUAGAAAAAGUGCGAUCAAGAACUCCGAUUAUUGUAUCUUCUGUUAAAGGAAUUCUUGGACGAGAUGCACUUUCUCAUGAAUUUAGAGAGGUUAAGUGGAUUGAUGGUAAUAUUGAUGAAGUUCCUGUAAAUACUGGCAUCGUAUUGACUGUUGGAUUUGUUCCGGGACUCAAAGUCGAUGUGAUCCCUCUUUUACGACAGAGAAAGGCACCUCAAGGGUCAAUGAUUGACAAGUUCGUGCAGGAUAUUAAGUCUUACACAUCCUCUAUGUCAGGUUGCACAUCACCGCAGGCGAUUAUAAUGAUCGGAGAUGGAAGUGUUGACCAGAAACCUAUCCUUGAAAAGUUAGAUUAUGCUAUGUCUAUGGAAACAAUCAUUGUGGGUGAUGAGAGAGGUCAGUUUGUGUACAGAAGUAGUGAUGUCUCAAGAAAUGUCGGCACUAAUAAAAAACACUCUCCUGAUGCUGUUGCUCUUGUAUUUGCAAGAGAUAGAAACAAAGCCCGUGGUAUAGGGAAUAUUGAAUUUCAUUUUGCACUGUCAAAGGGUGUCUCGGCAAUUGGACCAAGGCUUAAGGCAGCUUCUGUUAGAGUGCAAGACUCUUAUACUGUCACCUGGCUCACUGCCAGAAGAGAAGGACAGCAGGAGAUUCUUGAUGGUCAACAGAUGCUAGAAGAUAUUGAUAAUGAGAUGGAAAAUAAUAUGGACUGUGUUGAUCUUUACAUUGGGGUUACAAGGCGACGGAACUGUUCUGUUGGCUCAGAUAAGCCUAAGAUGAUGACAACCUUGGCACUCCAUGGAGUUGAAGGAGGAGAUUCAGAGUACCUUUAUGUUGAUGGUGUUGGUAUCAGAACUGGUGACUAUUUUCAGUUUUACCAUUCGGAUCCAAAGACUGCAUUAUCUUCAAGCAGAAAUGUCUCCUCAACCCUUAGAAAAUUGAAGUUGGAUUGGGAUUCCAAAAGCAGCCUCAGCAAAAGCACAAUUAUCAAUGCCGUUGAUAAGAAGGAAGCUUUUGGAGGUUUUAUCUUUUCAUGCCUUGGACGUGGCGAAUCAUUCUUCGGUCAACUUAAUGUUGAUAGUUCCCCAUUCUUGGAUAACUUUCCUAGGGUUCCGGUAGCCGGAACAUUUUGCGGUGGGGAAAUUGGGCGUGGCUGUACAAGCUUAACUGCAAAUGGAGAUGAAGGCGGCUCUGCUCGUUGCCAUCUACACGUCUAUAGCACCGUUUAUCUGGUAAUGUUGUAUACACCUCCAGAGCAUUAAAAGUUACCCAUUCUGAGUUUUUGGGGUCAAAAAGUGCAUAACAAAGCCAACAACCUUAUGAAAAAACUAGAUCUUUGUUGGCAUUUUCAUGUUCUAUCAGCAAUAUAGACUGCCAUUUUCUUUCAUGUGUUUUUGGGUUAAAUUGUUGUACUGAUUUGAAAAUUGUUAUUGAGAAAUGAGGGGAAGAAGCUGAGUAGAUUCCAUUGA